AUGCUAAAUGAAUCCAAUUCAUAUCGAUCAAGCACUCUUAAACAGAAAAACUUAAAUGAUAAAUCUCGCAAAUUUCGCUGGUCGUCUUGCUUUUCAUUUGUUACUAGUAAAUUAGGAAGAAAAUCCAAUAAAUCAUCGUCAAACCAACAACUUAGACUGUCUCAAUCCUACGAGGAUUUUGAUACCAGGCAUAAUGACUUGUCAGAGACAAUUGAUGUUGCAAAAAUAAAAUCAUCAUCCUCGUCUUCUUCCUCCAUGAUCAUCUGGAACCAUCAAUAUCUUGUACAGCAGAAGCAACCCUCGCCUAUAAUGCCUCCUCCAUCGCUCUCUCCGCCGCCAAGACAAAUCAAAUCCAAAAGAGACAGCUACAACAACACUGCUUCAACUGCUACAACCACCAGUCGACGUCCUUUGAUAGACCCCACUUUGACACCACGAGUUAAGCCUAUAUCUAUUAAAACUAGAAAGCAGCCCUCUCUUUUACGUCUAUCAUUAGACGCUGAAUUAUUACAGUCUCCUGACGGCGAUAACGACAGCUUCAUCACAUUCAAAACUGGACAUUCAACAAGCAGCGCUUCAAUCACUCCAACAACUACACCUUCUGUGCCCUUUCGCAGUGGUACAUUGGGCGCCACUAAUAAUUCUAGGGCUAAUAGUAAUGCAAUGCAGCCACUACCCUCUUCACCGCCCCCAUUACCACCUUUACAUAUACCCCUUGACCCAACAGUUGGUCAAAGUAGACCUCAAUCACAAGCUACCGCAACGACAGAUUCUCCCAUUUCUAUGACUGCAAGCGACGAAGAUGAACACAAAUUGACGUUAAUAGAAAGAAGACGCAGACGUAGCCCUCUCUCCAUGCCCAACACGGAUCAAUUGACACUGGCACUCGAUGAAAUGUUAAUUGAAGAGCAACAGCAACAGCAACAGCAACAGCAGCAGCAGCAGCAGUUGCCAGAUAACCCAUCAUGGCGCCAACAACUUCUAGAGCAAACACUUGCCUACUCUUUCAAUGAUCGAUCCAGACAAGAUGCCAUGAUGACAUUGGAGGGCAAAAAGAUGCGUGCAGUAUCCCUUCAACCUAUCGCCCACAUUCGCGAGCUGGAUGACCAUUUUGAGCAACAACCUGAUAGCGCUAUUGUGAGAAACAAAACUCAAUACGAAGCCAUCGUAGCUAGUACGUCGACACAUAAUAGACACCUGUCAUACCAAGUCAAGAAGCAACCUCGCACUUCUUUACGUGCACGGUCUCCCUCUGAGGCAACGACGGUAGAAGUGGAAUCAAAACACCAACAGCAACAACAGCUGGAAAUCAUUACCGAGAACGAGAUUGCCACAUGUCGUACUCCUACAUCUGCCAACAGCAAGUUCCCUGUUGCACACAGCAACACGUUGCUCUUGAAUGCCGCCCCUGAAACUCCACCUUACCACAAACAAACUGCUCCUUCAUUGAUUUCUGCUCCCUCAACGCCAAAUUCAAUCGAUUCUUCAGUCAUUGAACAGGAUGACUAUAUAAAUCAUCAAGUACAACUUUGUCUUUCUCCUGCCUUGAAUGAUACUGCAAAUUAA
Mucor velutinosus is the source of this 1566-nucleotide messenger RNA. RefSeq names its product Tap42 interacting protein (gene TIP41). The record is from RefSeq and is a predicted model, not a curated record. Lineage: Eukaryota; Fungi; Mucoromycota; Mucoromycetes; Mucorales; Mucoraceae. The coding region runs from base 1 to 1566 and encodes 521 amino acids. The transcript has 2 exons.